ACGACAUAGAGCUAUGAAUAACUUAAAUGAUCCACCACAAUGGAAUAUCCAUCCAAAUGAAGACGGAAGGGAAGGAAGUAAAUGGAAUUAUGCUCUGUUGGUUCCCAUGCUUGGACUGGCUGCUUUUCGUUGGAUCUGGUCAAAGGAAUCAGAGAAAGAAAUUUCAGAAACAAAAUCAGAGUGCAGCAAGAAACUGGAAAGUGCUCAGAAAGAUCUUGAAGCAAAAUAUCGAGAUACUAUCACAGAAAGCCGUCGUACAAUUGCUCACUUGGAAAUUGAGCUAGAAAAGGAGAAAAAUAGAACUCUCAGUUAUCGUAGGGCCAUCAUUUCCCAGGGGCAGAAACUUGUAGAGGAAAGGAAACAACUUGAGCAAGAGCGAGAGGAGCUUUUUCUCGAAAAACAAGCUGUUCAGAAAUCGGGCGCAGCAGGAACUUUAUAUAGAAGCUACAUCUUAAAAGAAGAAGAAUGGCAAAAAAAGGCCACCAGUCUGCUGAAGGAAUUUGAGGAGGGACUCAAGGAGAGGCAGAACAUAUAUUGUAGCCUGGUAAUAUCUAGAAAGGAACGAUUAGAAAUGGAGAAAAAUUUGAUUAUCAAAGCUGUUACUGAUCCAAUUGCAGUUGAAUUAGGCAUGGAAGCUGGAUUGGUCGACAUCUUUAAACAUGAUACUCACUGUGCUUCUUUUACAAACACCAAUAAACGUAGAAAUGGUAGACUAAUGUGGCUUUACCUCAAGUAUUGGGAGCUUGCAACUGAACGUAAUAAGUUCAGGAAAGUUGAAGAAGCCAUUAUAGGAGAAGCAAAGCUUGAAACCUAGCUUUAGAUAUUCUAUAUUUUUAGAGAAAGAAAUUUGGGAAUGUUAAAAUAUUGCAUUUGGAGAUAAGGAUCAAUGAAUAAAGUAUAUCCAUUUUAAGACUUCGAUUUAAAUUCUCCAGACAUUUUCUGAUAAAAAAAAACAAAAAACCCUGAAGAGCUAUUUAAGGUAUUCCUGCACAUAGUAUCUGCAAUGUCUGCAAUAUGGCUCUGUCCCAUUCUACUACUUAUAUUAGCAUGCAGUUUGUAAAGUUUCAUUUUUACCAUCUCAUCUCUGAUACAUUAGCUGAUACAUUAACUGAUAUAUUUUUUUAACAUUAUCCCUACGGAGUAUAUUUCCUGAGUUAUUAAAGUCAGCUGUUAUAAGUGAUACAAUAGUUGCUAACAUUCCACAGAUGCUACUGAGAAAUGUAUGAGCUAAUAUAGCAAAUUGUAACAGUUCAGUCUGUACCUGGAUAGCCAUGCUGCUAGACAGAAACCAGAGACAAAGCUUUAAUUUUAGAAAAAUUGAAAAACCCAAAAUGCACUUUAACAGAAUACACACUGCACAUUGGCAUUUGAUCCAUGGUAUGUAUAGGACACAUUCAUUACCAGGGGGCGGACUGGGCCACCAAGGAAUUGGGAGGUGUCCCUGUUGGCUCCAAUGCCCCAAAUCAUUUGCAAAGAGUUAGCUACUGAUUUGUGCCUUGAACACUAUGGGGAUGGUCAGUGAAGGCGGGUUCCUUUGAGGUCCUCUUGUGGGCCCAAGUUCCCCAGGACUCAUGGACAGGGCCAGCCGACCAGGUACCCUAGGCAACCUGGUCAGCCACCUUGCCCUGCACACCCCCCCCCCCCCCCCCCAUACCUCCACUACUUGUCAUUGCAUGGAUUCUGGGUAAGCAGGAGAACUACCUGCCCCGUAUCUUUGUGCCCUAGGCAGGUGCUAUUUCUGCCUACCCAUAGUUCCGGCCCUGCAGUUACAAGUUAUUUACAUUACUGUUGUGUGCUGAGAUCCCAUGUAAGGCUGUGUAGGUCCUUAGCUUGUUAUGCACCUAAUCUAGUCUGGUAAUUGUUGUAGUGGCAAAUUAGAUUUUUCACCUUUUUUUAGCUUUAGUAGCUAGCUAGUAGACCACAUUUGUAUAAGCUUUAUGUUACAUUUUUUAUGGGGAACAUAGAAAUGUAUUGAAUGUCUUAGAUUAAGAUUAGCUCCCUUCAUUUUGUUGGCUAUGUAUAUGGAAGACUAAUUUAACUUUGGGACAAAUUUAUUUGGUAAAAUUAUUUGUAUUGGUAAGAAAAUGCUCCUCACAUAAGGAUUUUGCCAUUUACUCUUAAACAAAUGUUUUUAUAGGGUGUUGAAAUAAAAACUAAAUAAUUAAAAAUUAUCUAAA
This is a messenger RNA of Xenopus tropicalis (tropical clawed frog), 2177 nucleotides long. RefSeq names its product coiled-coil domain containing 127 (gene ccdc127). Lineage: Eukaryota; Metazoa; Chordata; Amphibia; Anura; Pipidae. The record is from RefSeq and is marked provisional.